GGGAGCCGGUGCGGCUGUGAGGGGCCGCAUCUCGCCGCCGCCGCCCGGCCGGGCAUGGUGUUGGGCGCCGGGCCCGCCUCGCCUGUCUCCGGGUGCCCAGGGUAAAGGUGGCAGUAAUGCUAACGCUAGCAAGCAAACUGAAGCGCGAUGACGGUCUCAAAGGGUCCCGGACGUCAGCCACAGCGUCCGACUCCACUCGGAGGGUUUCUGUGAGAGACAAGUUGCUUGUUAAAGAGGUUGCAGAACUUGAAGCUAAUUUACCUUGUACAUGUAAAGUGCAUUUUCCUGAUCCAAACAAGCUUCAUUGCUUUCAGCUAACUGUAACCCCAGAUGAGGGUUACUACCAGGGUGGAAAAUUUCAGUUUGAAACUGAAGUUCCCGAUGCGUACAACAUGGUGCCUCCCAAAGUGAAAUGCUUGACCAGGAUUUGGCACCCCAACAUCACAGAGACAGGUGAAAUUUGUCUAAGUUUACUGAGGGAACACUCGAUUGACGGCACUGGCUGGGCUCCCACAAGAACACUGAAGGAUGUUGUUUGGGGAUUAAACUCUUUGUUUACUGAUCUUUUGAAUUUUGAUGAUCCACUGAAUAUUGAAGCUGCAGAACAUCAUUUGCGGGACAAGGAGGACUUCCGGAACAAAGUGGAUGACUACAUCAAGCGUUACGCCAGAUGAUGAAGGGGAAGCUUGCAGGCCCACGGACUGUGUUACAGUUUGUCUCUAACGUGAAACAGCAAGAGGUAGCCCCGCCUCUUCCCCGUCCUCACGCUCCCUCUCAGUCCCACUGGAUUGUCCCAGCCCUGUGACCAUGUUGUCCUGAAGAAGACCAUCUUCAUGACUGCCCAUUGUAGAUGGAGAAUUCUACAUAAAUACAGCAAGAACAUGUAUUUGGGUUUCUAAAGAGUUGUCUGCUUACCUUAACAUGUUUACUUUUUUGAAAUUGUA
Molecule: messenger RNA, 944 nt
Organism: Lemur catta (Ring-tailed lemur)
Lineage: Eukaryota; Metazoa; Chordata; Mammalia; Primates; Lemuridae
Product: NEDD8-conjugating enzyme UBE2F
Exons: 1
Coding region: 117-674 (185 amino acids)
Biological process (GO): protein neddylation
Cellular component (GO): nucleus
Molecular function (GO): NEDD8 transferase activity
Source: RefSeq, a predicted model, not a curated record